Messenger RNA from Ogataea angusta, 477 nucleotides. RefSeq lists its product as uncharacterized. The transcript has a single exon. Lineage: Eukaryota; Fungi; Ascomycota; Pichiomycetes; Pichiales; Pichiaceae. Bases 1 to 477 code for a protein of 158 amino acids. Gene Ontology annotation, biological process: positive regulation of transcription by RNA polymerase II. Gene Ontology annotation, molecular function: DNA-binding transcription factor activity, RNA polymerase II-specific; zinc ion binding; transcription cis-regulatory region binding. Gene Ontology annotation, cellular component: nucleus. The record is from RefSeq and is a predicted model, not a curated record.
AUGACCAGCUACAGAGAGUACCAGAAGGUGCUCAAGCUCACGAUACGCGAGCCCCACGCCACCGUCACGCCGCCCGCUUCGAGUCCCGAGGCGUCGCCCACGCUCGCUCCCCAAAACUGCGGUCCAGAGCGGAGGAAAAAAAUCACACGAACAAAGACCGGCUGUUUCUGCUGUCGAAGAAGAAAGAAGAAGUGCGACGAGAAGAAGCCGGCCUGCUCGGGCUGCGUGCGCAACAUGCUCACGUGCGUGUAUCCCGACAAGGACGAGAUCGCCAAGUGCAAGCGCAAACGAAGGCCACAGAGCCAGGAACACGUCCCAUUCUUGCCGCUCUCGCCACUCAGCUCCCCCACCAUCAGGGAGCGAGAAUAUACCAUGGAACGCACAAGACCCACGCCCACGAGCGACAUCCCAGAGGUGGCUCUCACGCCGAAAUGGCGCCCGUCCACGGGGAUCAGCAUCAAAAGUUUACUGAAUUAG